UUAAAAAGAUUUUUAAUCUUAUUUUAUUACAAGAAUUUUAUGUAUUGAAAAAUUUGUUUGUUUUAUGACAAAAUUUUUAAAAACUUUCCAUUUCCUGGCAUGAAAGGUGAAUAUGUAGAACCCGAUAAUCAAAACACCAUCAACAUGUUCUCAAAGCUUCACCACCACCAUCAACAACAGCAACAGCAACAGCAACCUCACCCUUUCUCUCUCUCUCGUGAUUCUCAAACCCCCGACUCCGAUGACGCCACCCACACCGCUGAUCAUGCUCCCAAAGAUCUUUCCACCGCCGCCACCCAUAGUCCUUCUAUCCCCAGUGGUGGCAGCGGAGGCGGCGGCUCGGCUCGUGGUGGCGGCGGUGUUGCUAACAGUGGUGGUGAUGGAGCAAGCAUCGAAAUCGUUCGUAGACCGAGGGGUCGUCCUCCGGGUUCCAAGAACAAGCCAAAGCAAGCCGUUGUCAUCACUCACGAGCCCGACACGGCAAUGAGUCCUUACAUUCUUGAAAUCCCUGGGGGGAACGACAUCGUAGAAUCUGUCUCACGUUUUUCUCGCCGCAAGAACAUUGGAAUCUGCCUGCUUACGGGAUCUGGAACUGUUUCCAACGUGACUCUCCGUCAACCUUCUUCGGCCACUCCGGGAGCCACCAUAACUUUCCAUGGCAGAUUCGACAUCUUGUCCCUCUCGGCCACUUUCCUAUCCCAAACGACGUCAUGCCACAUGCCCAACACGGUUUCCAUAUCUUUGGCCGGUCCUCAAGGACAGGUUGUUGGAGGUUUCGUAGCUGGCCCGCUGGUAGCAGCUGGUAACGUGUUUAUAGUAGCUGCUACGUUCAACAACCCUUUGUAUCAUCGGUUACCCGGGGAUGAGGAAGGGAGGAAUACGGUGUCGUCUGGUGGUGCAGGUGGACAGUCGCCGCCGUUUUCUGGUGGCGGUGGAGAUAGUAGUCACGGUGGUGGGGCAGAUUCGUGUGGUGUUUCGAUGUAUAAUAGCCAUAUGGGUGGAUCAGAUGUCAUUUGGGCUCCAACUGCUAGACCACCACAGCAUACUCCUUACUAAUGAGUUCAAAGAUUUAGCCUUUUUCAGCUUUCUUUUAUAAAAAAAUUCUUAUAUGAAAGUACUGUGAAUUAAGGAGGGUUAGAUUUUUUUUU
Messenger RNA from Hibiscus syriacus, 1148 nucleotides. RefSeq names its product AT-hook motif nuclear-localized protein 17-like. Bases 100 to 1056 code for a protein of 318 amino acids. Lineage: Eukaryota; Viridiplantae; Streptophyta; Magnoliopsida; Malvales; Malvaceae. The transcript has a single exon. The record is from RefSeq and is a predicted model, not a curated record. Gene Ontology annotation, molecular function: minor groove of adenine-thymine-rich DNA binding; DNA-binding transcription factor activity. Gene Ontology annotation, cellular component: nucleus.